AUGUACACCAGAGCACAGGCGCUGCAAUCAAUGACACCUGAUCCUGAUGCUCCGAAGACUCGCUCCAGAGCUAGGGAUAUAGAAAAUACCGCCUUUCGAGAUUCCACAAGCAGAGCUAGUCUAUCGGAGUACGACAAGCGCUGUCAAGCAGCAAGAAUAAACAGUCAGAGUGAUUCUCCUUUUCAGUACACGAACGACGAACAGAGUCUGCCCUCCUUAACUAAACACACGGACAAACCCUCUCGAGCACUCGGUCCCUACAACGCCUGCUACCACCACUACUCUGGCCUUUUCUCCACCAUCUACACGACCACCUGCCCCACCUCACCCACUGGUCUUCUUACCAUCAAAGCCGUCUCCCCCGGCUCCGAGUCCCCUCCACACGAUUCACAACGCGAAGCCCGCAUCCUCACCUCCCUUUCCCACCCCAACAUCCUCCACCUCACCUCCACCCACACAAUCACCUCAUCCCCCAGCACGCUCUUCCUCCUCACCUACCCCUUCCAACCCUUCACCCUCUCCGACCUCCUCGACUCCACCACCCACAAAAUCCCCAAUUCAAUCCUUAACGACCUCUUCUCCGCCCUCGCACACAUCCACGCCAAGGGCAUUCUCCACCGCGACAUCAAACCCUCCAAUAUCCUCCUCUCCUCCUUCUCAGGCUCUGCCGUACUCACGGACUUCGGCGUCGCCUGGUCACCCACGGACGGCGCCUCUGAACCAGCAGUUCAGAAGAUCAUGGAGGUGGGGACAACGUGUUACCGCCCACCUGAACUGCUCUUUGGCUGUCGCAACUACAGAGAGGGAGUGGAUCUGUGGGCAGCUGGGUGUGUGGCGGCGGAGAUCUUUGUGCAUAACGCGAGUUUAGUAGGCAAGGGAGGGAAGGGUCAUAGGACGGGGGAGGAAGAACAGUGGACGCUCUUCGAUGCAGGCGAGCUGGGCAGUGAAUUGGCCCUCGUGAAAAGCAUUUUCGAGACCUUGGGCACGCCGAAUGAGCAAACUUGGCCAGAAGGGAAGGGUUUGCCGGAUUGGGGGAAAAUGCAAUUCGUGGAGUUUCCCGGGAAAGGGUGGGAGGAGAUCCUGCCUGGUGUGGGGGAAAAGGAGAGGCAGGCUGUGUCGUCUUUAAUUAAAUAUGAGAGUGUGGAGAGGAGUAGAGCUGUGGCUGUAAGUAGCCUGUUGCUGUAG
This is a messenger RNA of Bacidia gigantensis, 1185 nucleotides long. RefSeq lists its product as uncharacterized. The transcript is spliced from 2 exons. The coding region runs from base 1 to 1185 and encodes 394 amino acids. Gene Ontology annotation, cellular component: cytoplasm; nucleus. The record is from RefSeq and is a predicted model, not a curated record. Lineage: Eukaryota; Fungi; Ascomycota; Lecanoromycetes; Lecanorales; Ramalinaceae. Gene Ontology annotation, biological process: protein phosphorylation. Gene Ontology annotation, molecular function: cyclin-dependent protein serine/threonine kinase activity; ATP binding.